Pecten maximus is the source of this 4817-nucleotide messenger RNA. RefSeq names its product tripartite motif-containing protein 2-like. Gene Ontology annotation, molecular function: zinc ion binding. The record is from RefSeq and is a predicted model, not a curated record. The transcript has a single exon. Lineage: Eukaryota; Metazoa; Mollusca; Bivalvia; Pectinida; Pectinidae. The coding region runs from base 1 to 2049 and encodes 682 amino acids.
AUGGCAAAGAACGAUCCUCAGACGGGAGAGAAAUUCCUCGUGUGCGGUCUCUGUUCUAACUGGUUCAAGAAACCCAGGAGUCUGCCUUGUCUCCACUCUUACUGUGACAACUGUCUGUCAAAACACAUUCUCAGUUCUGUGUCUAAAGGGGAAAUCACCAAUCGAUCAGCCUCCAACACGAAAGAGUUCAACUGUCCUCUCUGCGAAAAGGUUAUCACGCACGAAAAAUUCAACAAACUUCCACCCAAUCAGUGGGUGAACGAAUUUCCAGUGAACAAGUUUCUGUUGGAUCUGUUGGAUAUUGAGAAAUUGAAAAGAGGAGACAAGUCAUGUGGUCCGUGUAAUAGAAAUGGCGAAGAGUCCACGAUCACUUCUUGGUGUAAGGAAUGCCGGGACGGUCUGUGUGACAACUGCGCAAAAGUCCACAAAGGGAUGCGUGUUUCCAUGGAGCAUACAGUGUUGUCACGUGCCGAUUAUAUGAAGCAAAUGGAUCUAUUGAAAGAAUACCAGGAACCGUGCAGGAAACACGCAGGAAAGACGUUAGAUAUGUAUUGUUUGUUUGAAAGGGAACUUUGUUGUCCGAAUUGUGUAGCGGAGGAACACAGGAGAUGUGAAAAGGUUAUACCAGUCGAUGAGGCAGCCAGGAAGAUCAGGACAGAACGUGAGCCAGCAUUUCUCUCCGACUCACUGGAGCAGUACAUCAAACAUAUCGACCGAACCAUGGCGGAUCGAAACAAUCACACCAAGAAAUUAGAGGAUACGAAGAAAAGUUUGACGGAAGACUUCGCAACUAUCCGUAUUGAGAUAAUAAAUAUGUUAGAUAACAUGGAGAAGUCGGCAAAACGGGAACUCAAUCAAAUACACGGAGACGAAACAGCACAGAUUCAAAAGGAAAUAAAGAAAUGUAAUUCAAUGAAAGAGGCUGUGACCAAUGCACAGAUCCUAUUGAAGAUGGCCGAGGAGCAUGGUAGCGAUUCUAGAUUGAUGAACACUUUAGAGAUGAUCCGAAAGGAAUGCUUCUGGUAUGAGGAGGACAUGGGGAAGUUGAGAACUAGACUACAAGACUGUGACUACGACUUCGAGAAGGACCACACCAUUGACAACAUGAGGCGUACUGUCAAACAACUCGGUAAAAUCAGUGUGAAACACGUCCCAUCAAAGUUACCACCAUUCCCGAACAUCGUUACGUUUGAUCGCGUCGAGCAGUCCAAAAUGAACAAGUCUACUCUCUCCCUCCGUGGACGAAGAAUCGAGCUAUUAAGGACGUUUGAGGCAAAGCAAGAGGACGAUACGGCAGAGUGUUGGCAUACAGGGGCAGCCUUCCUUGGUGACGGCAAACUCGCAUUGGUGGAUAGGCAGAACAAGAAACUGAAGAUCUACAACAAGAGCUACCGCGUUCAGCACACAUUUCCUCUGUCCUCUAAACCAUGGGAUGUCACUUUGGUAAGUGGUAAUGAAAUAGCUGUGACACUUCCUGAGGAAUAUGCCAUCAUGCUGCUGGCUGUGGAUGACGAAAUAACGCAGACAGAUUACUUCUCGACGGAGGAGAGAUGUUAUGGCAUUACGUUCGCCAGGGGCAAAUUCUUCACGCUUUGUUAUGACGGAGACCCACCCGCACUGAAGAUCAUUGAUUCGGAUGGGAAAGAGAUGGCUGCAAUAUCACAUGACGACAACGGAAGGCCGCUCUUCUCUCGGCCUAUCUACGUCACUUCGAACUCGUCGGGGACCAUGGUUUACAUCACGGACGAGAGGCGUGGCUCCAUAACCACACUGGCGGAGGCAAAACAGUACUCCUUUCAUUACUCGUGUCUGGAGGUGAGCCACGCCGCGGGUAUUGACGUCGAUCAAGCGGGAAACCUUUACGUAUGUCGAAAUCACGCUAAGAGCGUCCAGAUGGUGUCUCCAGACGGGGACAGAUUGAAGACCCUUGUGGCCCGGGAUAAGAUCUCCUACCCGCGGGCUAUCGCUUAUGACCCCACAGACGAGAGGCUUGUAGUCACUCAAGGAGACAAAAGUGCCGUCAAGGUGUUUCAGUUCAUGGCUUCAUAACUUGGUAGUGCCAGGUGGUGGUAUACUACUAAGUCCGUGUGUGACGUAUGCAACCAAGAUCAUAUGGUUUACAUUGGUACAAUAUCGAACUUCAUGGUACGGACAUCAACGUAUAGCAGCAGAAAAUAACUCCAGCGUAAAUUUAUAGUAUGUUCCAAACCUUCAACGCCUUUCUAUUGUAAGGUAAACCGACCUACAAUACAAUUUAUAAUACGCUUCGCUACUUGGCUACAUGUAAUUUGUAUCCUGUUAGGUUCUUUGCUGAAUUGUCAAACAGUAUUCUGUCUAUAUUGUGAGAGUAUGUACAUAUUCUGUCUACAUUGUGAGAGUGUGUACAUAUUCUGUCUAUAUUGUGAGAGUAUGUACAUAUUCUGUCUAUAUUGUGAGAGUAUGUACAUAUUCUGUCUACAUUGUGAGAGUAUGUACAUAAUCUGUCUAUAGUGUGAGAGUAUGUACAUAUUCUGUCUAUAUUAUGAGUGUGUACACAUUCUGUCUAUAUUGUGAGAGUAUGUACAUAUUCUGUCUAUAGUGAGUAUGUACAUAUUCUGUCUAUAUUGUGAGAGUGUGUACAUAUUCUGUCUAUAUUGUGAGAGUGUGUACAUAUUCUGUCUAUAUUGUGAGAGUAUGUACAUAUUCUGUCUAUAUUGUGAGAGUAUGUAAAUAUUCUGUCUAUAGUGUGAGAGUGUGUACAUAUUCUGUCUAUAUUGUGAGAGUAUGUACAUAUUCUGUCUAUAUUGUGAGAGUAUGUACAUAUUCUGUCUAUAUUGUGAGAGUAUGUACAUAUUCUGUCUAUAUUGUGAGAGUAUGUACAUAUUCUGUCUAUAUUGUGAGUAUGUACAUAUUCUGUCUAUAUUGUGAGAGUAUGUACAUAUUCUGUCUAUAUUGUGAGAGUGUGUACAUAUUCUGUCUAUAUUGUGAGAGUAUGUACAUAUUCUGUCUAUAUUGUGAGAGUAUGUACAUAUUCUGUCCAUAUUGUGAGAGUAUGUAUAUAUUCUGUCUCUAUUGUGAGAGUAUGUACAUAUUCUGUCCAUAUUGUGAGAGUAUGUACAUAUUCUGUCUAUAUUGUGAGAGUAUGUACAUAUUCUGUCUAUAUUGUGAUAGUAUGUACAUAUUCUGUCUAUAUUGUGAGAGUAUGUACAUAUACUGUCCAUAUUGUGAGAGCAUGUAUAUAUUCUGUCUAUAGUGUGAGAGUGUGUACAUAUUCUGUCCAUAUUGUGAGAGUAUGUAGAUAUUCUGUCUAUAUUGUGAGAGUAUGUACAUAUUCUGUUUAUAUUGUGAUAGUAUGUACAUAUUCUGUCUAUAUUGUGAGAGUAUGUACAUAUUCUGUUUAUAUUGUGAUAGUAUGUACACACUCUGUCUAUAGUGUGAGAGUAUGUACAUAUUCUGUCUAUAUUGUGAGAGUAUGUACAUAUUCUGUCUAUAUUGUGAGAGUAUGUACACACUCUGUCUAUAUUGUGAGAGUAUGUACAUAUUCUGUCUAUAUUGUGAGAGUAUGUACACAUUCUGUCUAUAUUGUGAGAGUGUGUACAUAUUCUGUCUAUAUUGUGAGAGUGUGUACAUAUUCUGUCUAUAUUGUGAGAGUAUGUACAUAUUCUGUCUAUAUUGUGAGAGUAUGUACAUAUUCUGUCUAUAGUGUGAGAGUAUGUACAUAUUCUGUCUAUAUUGUGAGAGUGUGUACAUAUUCUGUCUAUAUUGUGAGAGUAUGUACAUAUUCUGUCUAUAUUGUGAGAGUAUGUACAUAUUCUGUCCAUAUUGUGAGAGUAUGUAGAUAUUCUGUCUAUAUUGUGAGAGUAUGUACAUAUUCUGUCCAUAUUGUGAGAGUAUGUAGAUAUUCUGUCUAUAUUGUGAGAGUAUGCACAUAUUCUGUCUAUAUUGUGAGAGUAUGUACAUAUUCUGUCCAUAUUGUGAGAGUAUGUAGAUAUUCUGUCUAUAUUGUGAGAGUAUGUAGAUAUUCUGUCUAUAUUGUGAGAGUAUGUACAUAUUCUGUCUAUAUUGUGAGAGUAUGUACAUAUUCUGUCCUCCUUAUGGUCAGGUCAUUUAUUUUGUGACCUUUUAAUAUUUUGUAGCGAUAUUGUUUCUUGGUAAGAAAUUUGAUUAAAUUUCCCUUAAAAGCACCUUCAUAUAAUUCUGUAAAUAUCGCUUGCCGUACACUACCUUGGGAUGUCGAAGGCAGUGGCCAUAAUGUCCAAAUUACAGUAGAUUAUUCACCAAUGGAAGGUUUCCUGACAUUGUGCAUGUGCAUGUAUAGCCAAAGGUUAUCAAUGUGUUAAAAAUAACGCAAAAAACAUAGGUUUAUAGGUAUGUCUUGUUAUUUUUUUUUUUCAUUUGAAGCAAAAUGUAUGACCUUGGUCUAUUCCCUCUUAAUCAAACCUGAGUUAAUUAUCGUGCGAGUUUGUUACAAUAUUGUGUUAUGUUUUAUUACAAUAGUAAUAUACUGUGUGGUAAUACAUUAUUUUAUUAUCUAGACCCGAAAACAUAAUUCUAUUUAUAUCUCUAUAUACGUAUGUAUAGGUCGACAUCCAGAAGUGAUUAAAUAUAUGGUAUAAAUGGAUUUCAAAAUCAAUUAUGAAAGGGUAUAAAAGGCCUGUAAUCAUUAGCAUUUUAUACCAGUCACAUUUAUCUAAACUUUAAUUUUUUUUAAUCCAAACUUGAAAAUUUCUUUUCUGAUGAUUUUCCUGAUUUGAACAGGUCAUGUUGUGGCCAAUAGUAGGCUGAUCAGGUGACAAUAAUUUGAUAAUCUGUAAAUAAAUCAUCUGUGUUCCUAGUGA